Messenger RNA from Lichtheimia ornata, 2853 nucleotides. RefSeq lists its product as uncharacterized. Bases 1 to 2853 code for a protein of 950 amino acids. The transcript is spliced from 5 exons. Gene Ontology annotation, cellular component: nucleus. NCBI's taxonomy places the organism in Eukaryota, Fungi, Mucoromycota, Mucoromycetes, Mucorales, Lichtheimiaceae. Gene Ontology annotation, molecular function: RNA binding. Gene Ontology annotation, biological process: mRNA processing. The record is from RefSeq and is a predicted model, not a curated record.
AUGUCCCAUUACACCGACACGUAUGGCAACGACGAGCCACGCACACCAUCAGAAAGCUUUGUCGUCUUUGGUACAGCAUUUCCAGAACAAACAGAACGAGAUCGACGUGCGGGUGUGAGCGACGCUGGACAAUUUGUACCAGAAUGGAAGCAAGAAGUCAGAGAUGAAAAGGGACGACGUCGUUUCCAUGGAGCGUUUACAGGUGGUUUCUCGGCAGGCUAUUUCAAUACUGUGGGUUCAAAAGAAGGUUGGACACCAAGCUCGUUUGUAUCAUCACGAUCGUCUCGUGUUGAAAAGCGUGAAGCAAGACCAGAGGAUUUUAUGGACGAAGAGGAUUUAGAGGAAUUGGCGAGUGCAAGAAAGCUUGUUGCUACGGAUGAAUUUGAUAUUUUGGGAGGAACACAACGCGAAUUGCAAGCAAAACGGAGACAACAACAAGAAGAUGAAGCACGUGGAGGUGUUGGAUUCUUGGGAUCAACGUUGAUGGACAUGGUGGCACCUACCAAGGAAUCAGUGGGUAUUCGACUCUUACAAAAGCUUGGAUGGAAGCCUGGUCAAGGCAUCGGCCCACGAAUGACAAGGCGACAACGACGAAUGACUUUUCACCAAAACGAGGAGGAUGAAGAAGAGGAUGAAGAUAUCGAUCAAGACGUUACAUUUGCACCACGUGACACGCCCAUUGAAAACUAUACAGCCAAAACCAACACAUUCGGUCUCGGCUAUGAGUUGGAAAAGUACGUUCCUCAGGUGGCAGAAAUGCGUCGAUUGCGUGAAUUACAAGGGGCAGAUGCAGAGUAUGAUAUGGAUGAUGAUACACAAAGACGGGCUGCAUUUGGUGUUGCUCAAGAUCGUCGUCGUCGUCAACAAGCUGGUUUUGGACUUGGUGCACUUGAGCAUGAAGAUGAUGAUGAUGCUGAUGUAUACGGCAAUACGGAGAUGAAAGAUUACCAUUAUACACUCUACGAGGAUGACACAGAGGGCGAUUUCCUUCGCAGGGAGCAGCAGCGCACUUUUACAAAGGAAACGACACGACGACACGCCCCUGAAUCAAUCACCAAAACACGAUGUAGCGAUGGAAGAUUACCGAUAAAAGGAUUUUCAGUAUCCAAUGAACCACAAGAGCUAGGCAAAUGGUAUCGACCUCCUGAAGUACCAGCUGAUUUCAAUGAACGACAUGCAGCAAUGCAAGAUACGACCAAUACGGCUUCUACAGAACCUCGAUACAACAUGACUUCAGAUGAGCGAGGUGCUAUAUUGGGAGAGAAGCCUACCGAGCCACGUUCUGUUUUCGAUUAUAUACCCUCCGGAUCGAAGGAUCAGCUUGACAGCGUCUUGAAAUUUAUGACCCAUAAGCGACCUGUGGAUCCAACAAAGCUGACCGAUUUUCCCAAAAUUACCAAGCAACAAGCCAACAUGGCGUUACGUGGCUUCAUGCCCUUUGGCGACAACCUCAAAAAGCAAGCCCGUUACAAGAGUUAUCUUGAGGAUCAAGCGGGUGUCUAUGGUGAACCAAAAGAUGUGUUACCAGUCCCAGAAGGAUUAUCGCAUGAGGAGGCUUCAAAGGAAUUGGAUGAAUUUGCCAAAGCGGCACGCAUUUUCAGACCGAUCAGCGCCAUGAUGAGUGGACGAUUCACUUCAGCAAGUGAAAAUACAACCACCGUUGAACAAGUGUCAUUCCAAGGUGGAUUGAAAACAGAGGACCAGUGGCGCAAAGAAAAAGAGAUCAAAGAAAAGCAAGAAGCCGAAAACCAACAACCAGAAAAGGAGAAAUCAACCGAGGCUCAGGCAGCAUCCAUGAAGAUGUUUGGACAGCUUACACGUACAGUGAAGCCAUUUUAUCCUGCAAGAUUACUCUGUAAGCGUUUCAAUGUGCGCAAUCCACACCCUGAUCAUGAUCCAUCACGUGGCAAUGUUGGGCAUACAAUGGCUGGUUCAAAGGAGGCAUUGAGUGAGGAAAAGGUGGAAGAUAUGAUGCGUCAGCGUGGCAGACCCAAGGCUAUCGAACAAUGGGCCAAUGAUCCAGCUUUAAGUGCGGUGAUACCAAAACCAUCAGAACGAGCGCCAUCUCAACCUGACAACAAGGAGCCAAAAGAGACAUCAGAACCACCAACAGCUGAAGAAUCAUCAACUCAAUCCAAGCAAGAUGAAAAUACAGCAAAGGCAGCAGAAGAGGAUCAAGAAAAAGAGACGUAUGAACGCCCAUCUAUGGAUAUCUUUAAGGCUAUCUUUGAGAAUUCAGAGGAUGAAGAUGAGGAAAUGGAGGAACGUGAUGAUGACGACAAGGUACAAGAACCUGCCAAUGCUGAAAGUCAAGGCAUGACAGAGCGACAACCUUCAUUGUCAACUACCAGCAACAACAAACACCGUGAUGAGGAUGUUGAUAUGGAUGAUCAGGAUGAUGUCAUGGUGGGUCCCUUACCUCCACCAGCAAAAGAAGAGCCAUCUGUACCUAAAUUCACCCGUGCAUCAGAACGACAAAGCGAAUCAACAUCACGUAGCUUGGAUACCAAGAUGAAUGUUGUAUCGGAGAGCAUUGUUGUUCAACCCUUCAAAGCCCGUGAGCGAGUACGUCGUCGACGCCAUGUAUCCGUAUCCGAAGAAGAAAGUGAAGAAGAACAAGAAGAAGAGCGAAGGAGUCGGCAUAAGAAGAAGCAUAAAAAGGAAGAACGAAGGCACAAGAAGGAAAAGAAAAAGAAAGAGAAAUCCAAAAAGAAGCAUUCAAAGCAUCGAUCGUCGGAUGAAGACAUGUUGGAUGGCGCUGUUUGGGUAGAAAAAGAAGUUCCUCGACCCUCGUCUAGUGGCACUAGUAGUUAUUCUCAAAAGCGAAGAGCGCGUGCAACUGAUCUUUGGUAA